GUUGAAUGAUUGUCUGCUCACAGGGCCCUCCCUGACGCAGAAAUUAGCAGAUGUGUUGUUUAGAUUCAGGACAGAACAGUACGCCUAUGCGGCAGACAUUAGCAAAGCCUUCCUACGUAUUGGGUUGCAGCCACAAGACAGGGACUACACAAGGUUCUUGUGGUUGGCUAACAGGGAGGUGCCCAAGCAAGGGUAUGAUACCUACAGAUUCAGGGCAGUGUUGUUUGGUGCCACUAGUUCACCAUUCUUAUUACAGGCCACCAUAGACUACCACCUUGUGAACUGUAACAGCCCACUUAAAGAAUUACUGAAGACCCUAUUUUAUGUAGACAACAUGCAAGGUACCACCUCAGAUGAAAGGCUGUUGAUGGACAUUUAUCGAGAGUCUAAUCAGGAGAUGCUCUCGGCUAACAUGCCACUAAGAGAAUGGGUGACAAACAAUCCAACGUUGCGGGGCACGGUGGAACGUGACUAUGCUGGCUACUCAGUACCUGAGGUAACAUCGGUGUUGGGAUUGGAGUGGGAAAUCAAGGAAGACAGACUUAGGCUAAAGAGAAAACCUGAUGGGAAAGGGAAGCUGACCAGGAGGUCUUUGCUGAGCAAAGUGCAGACUGCCUUCAAUCCUUUGGGUUUGUUGACACCCAUCACCAUUCGAGGGAGGAUGCUAGUGCAACAGACCUGGAAGCUGAACCUAGGUUGGGACGACCCACUGCCAGAAAGAGUCUGCCAGGAGUGGGAUCUGGUUAGCAAAGAUCUAGCAAAAUUGCAUGAGUUCACAUUCCCCAGGUCCAUCGGGUGCACUGGGCGGGAUUAUGACUUGCACGUCUUCUGUGAUGCCUCCUCCCAGGCCUAUGGGGCAGUAGCGUAUUUGGUGGCCGGGGACCAAGUCAAUCUGGUCACCAGUCGUGCGCGGGUGACACCCCUGAAAGAUUGCUCUAUCCCAAAGCUAGAGCUCACGGCGAUGUUGCUGGGAGCAAGACUGGGGAAGUACGUAGAGGAGGUGUUGAGUAAUCUGAGGGUGACACACACCUAUGUAUGGACAGACUCGGAGGUGGCCUUACAGUGGGUCCAGAAUGACAGGUCUAAGCUCCCCUGUGUCAGGAAUCGGGUAAAGGAGAUACGGGAACUACAGUCAACGUCAACAAUUCUCUACAUGCCUACAGAUCAAAACCCAGCCGACCUGAUAAGCCGAGGGGUGACACACAAAAAGCUGAGUAAAAGCGAGAUUUAGUUCAAAGGCCCAGACUGGUUACCGGGAAGGGAUUGCUGGCCGGAGCAGAAAUUCGGGGAGACAACCAGCAGCAUAGUACACUUUGCGGGGGAACCCGACACUGAACUAUUUGACCCCAGGCGCUACUCCUCUUGGAGGAAACUUAUAGGAGUCACGGAAAUGGUAUUUUGAUUUGUGAGGAAGCUGCAUGACGAGGUAUGCCAAGGUCGACAAUUAUCUCUCGUGGGUCCCAGAGAAUAUUGGAUAAGGCAGUACCAAAGGUAGAGGUUUAAAGGAGUGCUGGAAGUACUGGCACCCAGGGCAUACUGGCCUCUUGGCCUGGUAGUGUUGACCCACCCAGACAAGGCUGGGCGGAUGAGAAUGGUGAAGGUGAGAAUGAAUGGUGUCGAGACUAUAAGACCCAUCAACAGGCUUUUACCUCUUGAGGUCCACACGGUGGGACUGGGACAUGAGAAAUUAGACCAGAGGCUGACCGAGCUGAGCGGCCGGACGACCCGUCGACCGGCGCUCAAGUCCAGGGCCCACUGGGAAGGCCUGCGGGAGGCAGACUUGAUCUAGACUUAGCGCCUACCUUCACCAGCGGGAGGAUGUGGAAAUUUAUUUGGUCCCUAAAGUUCCACAGGACAGAUCCGGCAUGGCCAUGAUGGAACGACUGAGCUGGAUGGCCCUUAUACCCCACCCAAACAUAAAAGCAUUCUCUCGAGUUGGCAGGGAUUGUUGGUAAGCUUAUUUAAUUUAUAGAUUUACUCUUCAGGGAAGGAGUAGGUAGUUUUACUGGUAGUACACUAAUAUUAGGUUUACUAAGGCAACUGUAGAUAAUAAUAAUGUAGACCUAAGACCUUAACAUAGGUAGUAAUAGGCCGAUAAUGUAGGCAAACACUAGGUUAAGUUAGCUAGGGAGAACUGGCAGCCCUAGCUUGAAGGAUGAGGUGCGGGUCUGGAAGACAUGAGCUCUCCCUUCUUAAGACAGACACCAACUGGACAAGACAUGCCGUGAUCAGCAGACGGCGCCCCCCACGUGUCUUCACAUUUGAGACCUGGGGAAAUCUGGUAGAGGCACCUCGAUGUACCGUAGAUGACCUCCUCUGUCAGGCCCAUACAGUAAGACAAAACCUCCACUUUAUCUCGUAGAUUUCUGGCCAGUGGCUGGGGAGAUUGUGAGUGAGUUUGAUCUGUGGGCCGGUGUGCAACAGGCAGUGCAUGCCCAGUAAGUACCAGUGUCUCAAGGCAGUCUGGAAGCUAGUGUCCGUGGCUGCAUAGUUAUACUAGGGGAUACAUACCCUCUUGGAUAUAGGAAUUUCUGAGGUGCAGGCAGGACACUAAUAACGAUUGAAUAUUGCAGGAAUUAAGGCUCCCGGUUGCACGUGGUUUCUGAGGGAAAGUCCAAAGGGGCUAAGGCUAAGCUUAGGGAAGUUGAAGAUCAGGAUAUAUGCUGCAACACCAAGUAAGUUAGUCCUUUAUACGUGCCUGCGGGCGAGUUUUCUUGCAACAUCAAUCAUUUGUGAAAAUCUGUCCUAUAAAGUCACUUGUGAGGCUGAGGUACCCACCUCAGAGCUCGGUGUCAACAGAGUUUGCCAGGGUAGGUGACUCACUUGGAGGCAGUCCACACAAAUUUUCACAAUUACUGUUGUAACUAGUUCAGCUAUCAUAACUUUGGAGUCCAGUCCCUGGACCCAUUAUGUGCUUUUGUAAUCUUUUGACUACCGCCCACGGGAUGGAUAUGGGGUGCAUAAUAAACAUAUUAAACUAAACUAACUCAGCAGUGGUGAGGUAGAUGGUGGUGGGGACACACGGCUCAGGAUCGUCGCCUUUAUAUCCAACAACAUCAGGUCAAAGUGACUCCUGGCCAGCUUUCAUCUGGUGUGGACGUCCGUCUCUCUCUCUCUCGCCUAAAUAUCAGUGGCAAAUUUCCUCCGCUUUCUCUGGGACACAUCUCCUCACCUAUUUUGCCCGCCGGGCACAUUGCAUGAGGGGGUACCUAUCAUCGGCUAACUUUUAGCCGCUAUGAGAAUAAUUCUUUAACGGUUUUGGUGGAAAGCCGGUUACUAAACUCAGGUGAGGUGUUGGCGUCGCAAUUAUCAGGGUCUUGGCAAGGGGGUUCAUCUGAUCUAAUGAGGAAUUUUUAAUUCCUGUUUAUUUAUUUAUUUUAUUUAUUUUAUGUCUUUGCAAACAGUACAAUGAGAUUUUAUAUUUACGAUGGUGGGUUGCAAUGCAAAGACAGCAUAUAUUAUGCCUAGGCAUUAUGGGCCAACUUAACAUUAUUGGCUUACUGACUACUUAACACUAAGGAUUUUAUCAUAGUUGUACAGUAGGACAGUAAUUAUUUCAUAGUUGAACAGUAGAUUAUUAAUUAUAAGUGAAUUAAAUUUGAAUAAGAAAAAGGAUAUAUUCUUAUAGUCUAAAAUGCUUUUUGUGGAAAACAAUAGUUCAAUUAUAUUCCUGUCAACAAUGGUUAAAAGGUUGAAAGUGAUUGUUGAAGUUAUAAUGUGGGAGUACAUAGGUGAGUAAGCAACAAACUAAAAAACAAGACAGGAGAUUUAAAUACCUUACCACCCAUUAUAUACAAAAAAGUGUCACAGGUGCUAUCACCAAUCAUUGCAACACUCUUUAACAAAUCCAUUGAAUCCUCUACCUUUCCUACAGUUCUCAAAUAGCAAGGGUCAUCCCGAUCCAUAAAGGAGGAGCCCACACAGGCUUGAAUAACUAUAGGCCAAUAUCCAACUUACACCCUCUCUCUAAAAUCUUUGAACAAUUAAUCCAUAAGCGUAUCUAUUCCUACCUCAUCUCCCACAACAUACUCAACCCCUGUCAAUUUGAGUUCAGGCCUAAUAAAAAUACUAAUGAUGCUAUUAUCCACAUGCUAGAACAUAUUUAUACAGCAAUAUAGAAAAAAGAAGUCCCACUGGGGAUCUUCAUUGACUUACGUAAAGCUUUCGAUACGGUUGACCACGACUUGCUCCACAUAAAAUUGUCGCACUGUGGUAUAAGAGGGCACUCCUUCAACUACCUUAAGUCUUACCUCAGCAACAGAAGCCAAUAUGUGUACACAAAUGGGGCAAACUCUUCCGCACAGCCAAUUACAGUUGGUGUCUCACAGGGAAGUGUUCUAGGCCCUCUUCUCUUUCUCAUAUACAUAAAUGACCUACCAAAUGCAUCGCAACUACUCAAACCCACACUAUUUGCAGAUGACAUACGUCUACUCUCACCCGAGCCCAGUCAUGCUAGCCAAUACUGUAAAUACCGAAUUACAGAAAAUAUCAACCUGGAUGAGGACCAACAAACUUACUCUAAACAUUGACAAAACCUACUUCAUUCAGUUUGGUAACAGAUCUGCAGAUGUGCCUCUUAACAUAAUGAUAAAGGGAUCACCUAUCACAAAACUCACAGAGGAAAAAAUCCUAGGAAUCCACCUUGAAAAUAGACUCAAAUUUCAAACACAUAUACAACAAAUUUCCCAAAAAUUUCCAAGACCGUAGGCAUACCAUCGAAGAUACGGUACUAUGUUCCACAGUCAGCCCUCCUGGCCCUAUAUCACUCAUUUAUUUACCCCUAUCUCACCUACGGGAUUUGUGCAUGGGGCUCAGCAACAAUAAACCAUCUCAGACCACUAAUCACCCAACAAAAGGCUGCAGUCAGAAUGAUAACAAAUUCCCACUACAGACAGCACACUCCACCAAUAUUCGAAACUCUAAACCUACUCACCAUACAAAACAUCCAUACUUAUUACUGCACCUACUACAUACAUAGAACACUUAACACUGAUAUUAACCCUCCCCUCAAACAUCUCCUUACCAACCUCAACAGAACACACGACCAUAACACAAGACACAGAUCACUCUUUGAUGUUCCUCGUGUCCAUCUCACACUGUGCAAAAACUCAAUGCACAUAAAAGCCCUAAAAUCUGGAAUUCAUUACCUGUGAAUAUAAAAGAAACACUGUCUGUUUAUAAAUUCAAGUCUCUUCUCAAAAAUAACUUACUCACCCACAACUAAAUAAAUACUGAAUAAUUGUAUCUCAUAAAUUGUAUCUCAUAUAUGUAUCUCAUUAUUGUAUUUCUUAAAUGUCUAGGAUGAUUAAGUGGGUUUUCUAUUUACAAGAAGGACUCCUGUUCCUUUUUCUUUAAUCGCCAAGCUUUGGGUAACAAAUCUUACUUACUUUACUUACUUACCUACUUACUUAAUUUACUUUACUUAAAUCGGGAAGUCAGGCUGGAUAUUACAUAAGCCGCUAGUGGCCCUUAUAAACCCAACAAACAAACAAAAACAACAGGCACUGUUGCUCGAGUUUUCUUCGUGCAGAGACACUGGACUUGACACUGAAGGGAAACUGUUUACAGUAUUCUGAUAGUUUACAUUUGGCAUUGCUUAAAAAUAAUAAUGGGAAAAUAGAUGUUCUUAUUUUCAAAUUUGAUAAAUGAUUUGACAUACACAUACAGUACUGUAUAUAUAUAUAUGUUCGCUGUUUAGUUACUCAGGCUGUGCAAAAUAUUUUUAAGCAUAAUAUUAUUCAAUAAUUUUAUUUAUAUAAGCUUAAAUGUGCAAGUAAUUAAGGCUGUGUCAAAAUGGAUAGCAGAGAAUAUAAAAAUAAAUUAGACACAAUCAUUUGAUUUGAUCACAAAACAACAUUAAUAUGCAUUGCUGUAGAAGUCAUUAAUGCUUUUGAAGGUAUUAAAAACAGAGUCACAACUUCAGAUUGGUGGCAAAGUUACUGUACUUAAAAUUACUUAUGUAGCAAAGAAAGAUUUUUCACAAAUGAGAAUUAAUGUAAACUUUUCUUCAUGAGAUCACUAGGCUAAGUAAAAACUUUCCAAUUAAAUAAAAAAUGCAGUGCAGAGAUUAGAUUUUAGAUUUUGCCACCGAAGUGGCUAGUUUAUUGUGCACCCCAUAUCCAUCCUGUGGACGGUAGCGCGAGAGCAUGUGGAUACACAAAAGGCCUAGGAACUAGGCCCCAAAGGGUUAACAGGAAUACA
Cherax quadricarinatus is the source of this 6201-nucleotide messenger RNA. The record is from RefSeq and is a predicted model, not a curated record. NCBI's taxonomy places the organism in Eukaryota, Metazoa, Arthropoda, Malacostraca, Decapoda, Parastacidae.